AUGAAGCUCGCUCUACUCGGUGCUGCCAGUCUCUUGGCGGGGGCCGCCCAGGCUGGCGUCCACAAGAUGAAGCUCAACAAGAUCCCUCUGUCUGAGCAGCUGGCUGGUCACUCCAUCGAGUCCCAGGUCCAGGCUCUCGGUCAGAAGUAUAUGGGCUCUUCCCGCCCCGAGUCUCGUGCCGACGUCAUCUUCAACACUGCACCUCCCAAGUCGGAUGGCAUCCACCCCGUCCCCGUCUCCAACUUCAUGAACGCUCAGUACUUCUCCGAAAUCACCAUCGGCACCCCUCCCCAGACCUUCAAGGUUGUCCUUGACACUGGCAGCUCCAACCUCUGGGUUCCCUCCAAGUCGUGCGGUAGCAUCGCCUGCUACCUGCACUCGACCUACGACUCCGACUCGUCGUCGACCUACAAGGCCAACGGCUCCGACUUUGAGAUCCACUACGGCUCUGGCAGCCUGACCGGCUUCGUCUCCAACGAUGUCUUCUCCAUCGGUGACAUCAAGGUCAAGGGUCAGGACUUUGCCGAGGCCACCAACGAGCCCGGCCUGGCCUUUGCCUUUGGCCGCUUUGACGGUAUCCUGGGUCUUGCCUACGACACCAUUUCGGUCAACAAGAUCGUUCCUCCCUUCAACCAGAUGGUGAACCAGAAGCUCAUUGAUGAGCCCGUCUUCGCCUUCUACCUCGCCGACUCCGAGGGCGAGAGCGAGGCCGUGUUUGGCGGUAUCGACAAGGACCACUACACCGGCGAGAUCGAGUACAUUCCCCUCCGCCGCAAGGCUUACUGGGAGGUCGACCUCGAGUCCAUUGCCUUUGGCGACGACGUUGCCGAGCUUGAGGACACCGGUGUCAUCCUCGACACCGGAACUUCCCUCAACGUCCUGCCCAGCUCCCUCGCUGAGCUCCUGAACAAGGAGAUCGGUGCCAAGAAGGGCUACAACGGCCAGUACAGCAUCGACUGCAGCAAGAAGAGCGAGCUGCCCGACAUCACCUUCAACCUUGCUGGUUCCAACUACAGCCUGCCCGCUGACGACUACAUCCUCGAGGUCUCCGGCAGCUGCAUCUCCACCUUCCAGGGCAUGGACAUCCCCGCCCCCGCUGGUCCUCUGGUCAUCCUGGGCGAUGCCUUCCUCCGCCGCUACUACUCGGUCUACGACCUCGGCAAGAACGCCGUCGGUCUCGCCAGGGCCAAGUAG
Molecule: messenger RNA, 1194 nt
Organism: Geosmithia morbida
Lineage: Eukaryota; Fungi; Ascomycota; Sordariomycetes; Hypocreales; Bionectriaceae
Exons: 3
Coding region: 1-1194 (397 amino acids)
Biological process (GO): proteolysis
Cellular component (GO): fungal-type vacuole
Molecular function (GO): aspartic-type endopeptidase activity
Source: RefSeq, a predicted model, not a curated record